This is a messenger RNA of Acanthamoeba castellanii str. Neff, 1206 nucleotides long. Its product is annotated as cysteine proteinase. The record is from RefSeq and is a predicted model, not a curated record. Gene Ontology annotation, cellular component: lysosome. Gene Ontology annotation, molecular function: cysteine-type endopeptidase activity. Bases 1 to 1206 code for a protein of 401 amino acids. The transcript has 8 exons. Lineage: Eukaryota; Discosea; Longamoebia; Acanthamoebidae.
AUGCGCUACACGACGAGAGGACUGGUUGGGCUGGGGGCGUGCUGCCUGAUCGUGGCCGUGGCGCUGGCCUUCGUGGUCGGCCCGUGUGCGGCCCAGGGCCUGCUGGGCCACAUUCGGCCCGCCGAGCACAAGCACACCACCAACGACAAAGAACACAAGCUGCUGAUGGCGGCGAAGGAGGAGGAGGAGGUCGAUGACCACCAUCACCACCAUCACCACCAUCAUCACCCGCGCCAGCCUGCUCCCAAUCCUCGCGACGUGGAGCUCGAAGAGCAGCGGGCCUUCACCGAGUGGAUGCGCACGCACCGCAAGUCCUAUCACCACGACCACUUCCUCCCGCGCUUCGAGAUCUGGAAGACCAACAAUCGAUGGAUCACUCACUGGAACAAGAAGCACGCCAAUGCGUCGUCCUUCACAGUCGCCAUCAACCAAUUCGGCGACCUCACCUCCGACGAGUUCAACAGGUUGUACAAUGGGCUGCAUGUCUUCAGUGCGCCGAAGGCGAGCGAGAAGGUGGAGCGACCAAGGCAGUGGGCCAACACGGCGGGCAUCCCCGAGUCGGGCGACUGGCGCCAGAAGGGCGUGGUUUCCCGGGUCAAGGACCAGGGCAUGUGCGGCUCGUGCUGGGCCUUCUCGACGACCGGCUCGACCGAGGGCAUCAACGCCAUCACCACCAGCCGGCUCGUGCCACUCUCCGAGCAGAACUUGGUUGAUUGUGCGACGGCGGCGUACGACAACUACGGCUGCAAUGGCGGGUUCAUGGACAACGCGUUCCGCUACAUCAUCGACAACAAGGGCAUCGACUCCGAGGCCAGCUACCCCUACGUGGCCGCCGACGGCCAGUGCCGAUUCAACCCCAAGACCGUGUACGGCGGCAAGGGAGGAACGCUGAAGAGCUUGCCCAAGGGCGACGAGAAGGCGCUGUUGGUCGCAGCCGCCCGCCAGCCGAUCAGCGUGGGCAUCGACGCUGGGCGCCCCAGCUUCCAGUUCUACUCCAAGGGCGUAUACAACGAGCCUGAGUGCUCGUCGACGGAGCUGAACCACGGGGUGCUGAUCGUGGGCUGGGGAGUGGAGCGGGGCCAGGCCUACUGGCUGGUGAAGAACUCCUGGGGACAGACGUGGGGCAUGGACGGGUACAUAAAGAUGAGCAGGGACAAGAACAACCAAUGCGGCAUUGCCACCUUGGCCUCCUACCCCUCCAUGUAG